Manihot esculenta (cassava) is the source of this 985-nucleotide messenger RNA. Its product is annotated as protein NOI4. NCBI's taxonomy places the organism in Eukaryota, Viridiplantae, Streptophyta, Magnoliopsida, Malpighiales, Euphorbiaceae. The transcript is spliced from 3 exons. The record is from RefSeq and is a predicted model, not a curated record. Bases 209 to 433 code for a protein of 74 amino acids.
UUCCAAUUAUUUCCUCAACCAACAAAACAGAAAUGAAAACAAAAUGGCCCUCUCGUUGCCUAACAAUUCGCUGCCCUCUUCUCUUUUUCUCUAUAAAAGGUUUCCCUUUCUAAUUUCUUGAAUCGACACUAACCUUCCUCAUUCUCUCUCGCGCACAAGCCAAAUUUGUCCGAUCCCUGAAAGUGGAAGCUCCCAUAAACUCCCUUUCAUGGCGUCGGAUAAAGGCAGGCCCUUGCCCAAGUUUGGUGAGUGGGACGUAAAUAACCCUGCCUCAGCUGAAGGAUUUACUGUCAUAUUUAACAAGGCAAGAGAUGAGAAGAAAACCAAAAAUUCUCCAAAAACCAUGUCCCCAAAAAGAAAUGAUGCUGUGCGCAACAACAAUAAUGAUUCUUAUCAGACUGCUCCUAAGUGGAAAUGGCUUUGCUGUGGUUGAACCAUAUUUUUGGAAUUGGAUGAUAGAAGCGACUUGUAAAGUAAUUUCAAGUGGGAAUGGAAUCAGGGGUUCCUCCAUAUGAAUGUGCCUGGCGUACUAGUGGAGUAUCGAGUUGGUUUGCUUGUAGCUUUUCUCCCUCGUGUCGUCUUGGGCUUUAAGUUACUUUUAUGUUUAGUAUGUUUCUUGACAUAUAACGUGAAAGAUAAUUUGGUUGUUUAGUAGAGAUUACCAGUUCUUUCUCAUGUUGGCUCUCUAAGAGAGAAUCUCCUUUAUUACAUUCAUCAAUGAGAUCAUUUUAGUGUCCCGUAUUAUUUAUCCAGCAUCUAUUUCUUAGCUUGAAAUAUUUUGAGGCAGCACUAAUAAUAUAAUCUCUGAUAGCCAAGUGACCGGCGGCUACUUGGCUGGUUAAGGCAAGCCUCCUUGAAAUACACCUAACUCAGAUGUGUACGAGAUUUAAAUAGUUAAACGUUAACAAAAGAUUAGAUGUUAAACGUUAACAAAGAAAACACUAAUAGGUGCUCACUGAUUUUUUUUUUUUUUUGGAAUAAAAGU